Molecule: messenger RNA, 562 nt
Organism: Humulus lupulus (European hop)
Lineage: Eukaryota; Viridiplantae; Streptophyta; Magnoliopsida; Rosales; Cannabaceae
Exons: 2
Coding region: 137-340 (67 amino acids)
Source: RefSeq, a predicted model, not a curated record
UACAGCUUAUUUUAAGUACCACAUCGUUUUAAAACAAAGGCUCUUUCUCUAAAGCAUAUAUAAUAAUGGUAAUGGCCCAGUUAUCAAAGAAGUUUACCAGUUCCUUGGAAGGAAAGGAAGAAUAGAAUUUGUGAAAAUGAAAUCCUCAGAGACUUCGACGAAACCCAUCAACAGUCAUGGCGCUGGGAGCAGUGGAAAGCCACAUUUCAGACCAGCCAAGGACGACACCAAGCCUGUUCUCCAAGACCCGAUACUGAGGUCAGAUCCGAUUGAAACAGAGGAAGCAGUGUUGCUGUUGCCACCCUUCCCUUUCAUCAAAGUAAAAAAUCCCCAGCUAUAAAAUGGGUUAAGAAGCCACUGAAAUUCUUCUUAUUUAUUUACUUAUAUGUUUAGGGUUUAUUUGCCUAAUUUGGGCAAACGAUUGUAGCUAGCUAUGCGGUAAUGUUUCCCUUUCAUUUUCGCGAGAGGAUUAUCUAUGUUUUGCUUAGCUAAUGGUUGCUUUGGACUGUAUAAAUAUUCAAUUAUUUAUAAUAAAAAUAUUUGAGAAUAUUGAAAUUUGAAA